This is a messenger RNA of Rhipicephalus sanguineus (brown dog tick), 1319 nucleotides long. RefSeq names its product high affinity cAMP-specific and IBMX-insensitive 3',5'-cyclic phosphodiesterase 8A-like. The coding region runs from base 9 to 1319 and encodes 436 amino acids. The transcript has 9 exons. The record is from RefSeq and is a predicted model, not a curated record. NCBI's taxonomy places the organism in Eukaryota, Metazoa, Arthropoda, Arachnida, Ixodida, Ixodidae. Gene Ontology annotation, molecular function: 3',5'-cyclic-nucleotide phosphodiesterase activity. Gene Ontology annotation, biological process: positive regulation of ERK1 and ERK2 cascade; signal transduction.
UAGUCAACAUGCUGAUGGCGACGAAAGACAACUGCGCAGCGUCCGUGAGCCAGUCACUGGACCGCGUCAUCGACAUCCUGCGGUCUACUGAACUGUACAACCCUCAACUGAGUGCCAGCAUGGGAAAAGCCGAGGACCAGAUGACAUCAGACCUGGUCGCGGGACUCACUUCCACCGGCCAGAAACCGACGGGCGUCCGGCGACUGUCUCACGAGACUGCGCUGAUGAAAGUGAACGUGGUGAAGGCGACGCCGUCGACGACGACGACGGCGCACGGCUGCCUCUCGCCCAGCCUGGCCGCAGCACCUUCCAAGAUCCGAGAGCUGCUCGAGAACGACGUCAAGUGGGACUUCGACAUCAUCGAACUGGAGUCGCACACCGCACGACGGCCGCUCAUCUGGCUGGGUAUGUCCGUCUUUGCCAAAUUCAGCGUCCACACCAGUCUGGAGUGCGACGACACCAUCAUAAGUAACUGGCUGCAGCUGAUUGAGUCGCACUACCAGGACAACCCGUACCAUACCUCGACGCACGCGGCAGAUGUGAUGCAAGCAACGGCGUACUUUCUGCUAAGGCUGAGAAACAAGGACAUAUUUGACCCGCUAGACGAAGCCAUCUGCCUCCUGUCGGCCGUCAUUCACGACGUCGACCACCCCGGGAGGUCAACUCCAUUCCUCUGUAACUCCCAGGACCCGCUAGCCAUUCUCUACAACGAUCGGUCGGUGCUCGAGACUCACCACGCAGCAUUGGGCUUCAAACUGACGCUGUCGGACGAGAAGGUCAACAUCUUCCAAAACAUGGAGCGUGACGUCUACCGUUCGGUGCGAGCUUCCAUCAUCGACAUGGUGCUGGCUACCGAGAUGACGAAGCAUUUCGAGCACCUGUCCAAGUUUCUCAACGCCUUUCAGAAACCCGCCCAAGACGACGACGCGUUUGGACCAGAGAGCACACAAGACCAAGGAGAAUUCGGAUCGCUCCGCGCACCGGAAAGCAUCGUGCUCAUCAAGAGGAUGCUCAUCAAGUGCGCUGACGUCUCCAACCCAGCCAGGCCCAUCGAACUGUGCAAGCAAUGGGCGCAGAGGAUUGCUGAAGAGUACUGCUCCCAGACGGAUGAAGAAAAGCGUCGUGGGCUGCCCGUGAUGAUGCCUGCCUUUGACCGGGCCACAUGCAACAUCGCCAAGUCCCAAACCGGGUUCAUCUCCUACUUCGUGCGCGACAUGUUCAAGGCGUGGUCAGACUUUGGAGAUUUCCCCGAGCUCUUGGAGAUCAUCGAGAAGAACUUCAUUUACUGGAAGGACAAGGAGCCGCCUCCACCUCAGUAA